Messenger RNA from Rhinichthys klamathensis goyatoka, 1890 nucleotides. It is a transcript of the gene arglu1b, whose product is annotated as arginine and glutamate rich 1b. The transcript is spliced from 4 exons. The record is from RefSeq and is a predicted model, not a curated record. Gene Ontology annotation, cellular component: mitochondrion; nucleoplasm. Bases 273 to 1082 code for a protein of 269 amino acids. Gene Ontology annotation, molecular function: cadherin binding. Lineage: Eukaryota; Metazoa; Chordata; Actinopteri; Cypriniformes; Leuciscidae.
UUCUGGGAUCUGAGAACAGCCAUCCUCCAUCUUGCUUUUUAACCAUACAAGAUAAAUGGUGCCAUGCAGUUAAGCAAUCACGUUCUUAUUAAACAAUUUAUUUCCAAAUAAGAGUUUCGUCUUCAAGAUUAUUGUCAUGCAGUCGGGACUGAUUCCUUAAGUGUGUAAUUUGGGGCUUGUUUGAAAGACGACCAGGAGCUUGUACUCCUGUCCGAUGCUUUAGAGGUGUUCAGUGUUCUGGUUACUGCUACUGAACUCUAACGGCGUUUGAAAUGGGUCGUUCGCGGAGCCGCAGCUCUUCCCGCUCCAAGCACUCCAAAAACAGUAAGCACAGUAAAAAGCGAAGCCGCUCUCGAUCAAGGUCCCGGGAUAAAGAGAGGAAGAGGCGCUCGAAGUCCCGAGAGUCCAAAAGGAGUCGGAAGAGAGAGUCGCGCUCUCGUUCCAAAUCAAACACGGCCGCGGCUCGCCGGGAAAGGGAGAGAGCCGCCACGCCGCCGGAGAGAAUCGAUAUUUUCGGCAGGGCGAUAAGUAAGAGGAGUGCUGUAGACGAAAAGCAGAAGAAAGAGGAAGAAGAGAAGAGAGUCGAAAUGGAAAGACAGAGGAGAAUUCGACAGCAGGAGAUCGAGGAGCGGCUGAUUGAGGAGGAGACGGCGCGGCGCGUAGAGGAACUUGUGGCCAAACGCGUGGAGGAGGAACUAGAAAAGCGAAAGGAUGAGAUUGAAAGAGAAGUGCUGCGACGGGUGGAGGAGGCUAAACGCAUCAUGGAGAAGCAGUUGCUGGAGGAGCUGGAGAAACAGAGACAUGCGGAGCUGGCCGCUCAGAAAGCUCGGGAGGAGGAAGAGAAGUCAAAGCGUGAAGAACUGGAGAAAAUUCUGGUGGAGAACAAUCGCAAGAUAGCAGAUGCUCAAGCUAAACUGGCAGAGGAACAACUACGAAUAGUUGAAGAGCAGAGAAAAAUACACGAGGAGCGUAUGAAGUUGGAACAAGAGCGACAGAAACAGCAGAAAGAAGAACAGAAGAUCAUUUUGGGGAAAGGGAAGUCGAGGCCUAAACUGUCUUUCUCUUUCAAGGCCACUGAGUGAUGAAAACAAUGUGGCCAGGAUUCCUCCAGACUUUCUCCAGACCACCUCUCCGUGUGAGGCGUUUGUGCUGCAGCACAAGUUCUUCUUCAUAGGUCUUGUGUGGUGUGUUUCAAAUUCUCAGAACAACGGGAACAAUCAGUUUGUCAUAUUUCCUUACGGUUUCCCUCCCCCGUUUUACCUGUCUGUUUUGUAUUACUGACUCCUUGUAUAGAUAACCUCCACUUGUCCUCCAUGUAGUAUCUGCAAACACAUUUGGUGCAUUGCCACGGCUAGGGUAAAAAAGGACCGGCCUGACCUGCUCUCUUAUCCCAAAUGCACGUUAUGGUUUCCGGUGUCACUAAUUCAAGACCUCAACAGAUUUUCCUGGCUGAUUCGAUCGAAGUAUUUUUAUUUUUUUUAAUAGUUUAUUCAUAGUAUAAAGUAAUUAGAAUGAAAGAUUGGUUGGGAAAUAGCUUGAACUGGAAGUCCAUCCCUCUAUUUUGAAUGGCACAGACCACUAUGAUUUAAAUGGUAACCAGUCCAACCAAGAAGCAUCAUAAAACAAGAGUAACCUCCUUUUAUCAUUUUUACUUGCACAUUCAUAAUUGUACAUUCAAGAGGUAAGGUGAUGCUGUAAUAAAGGGUACCUGGUCGUUGCAUGUCAUUGAGCUUCUUAUAUGUUCGUGAUGAGAUGCUUUUAGAGGUGAUUGAGUGAAAGGUUGCUGAUUGGCCAUAAUUUGUGUUUGUGGUCUGGUUAAAUAUUUGACCCAGUUAUCAAGGAUAUGUCAAGAAUCUCCAAUAAAUCCAUUAAUGUGUCGUGUUUCUGAUA